Eublepharis macularius is the source of this 1736-nucleotide messenger RNA. It is a transcript of the gene NCMAP, whose product is annotated as non-compact myelin associated protein. Gene Ontology annotation, biological process: peripheral nervous system myelin formation; regulation of myelination. Gene Ontology annotation, cellular component: Schmidt-Lanterman incisure; plasma membrane; paranode region of axon. The coding region runs from base 125 to 442 and encodes 105 amino acids. NCBI's taxonomy places the organism in Eukaryota, Metazoa, Chordata, Lepidosauria, Squamata, Eublepharidae. The record is from RefSeq and is a predicted model, not a curated record. Gene Ontology annotation, molecular function: structural constituent of myelin sheath. The transcript has 4 exons.
GGCAGGCGAGGAAGGAAGCGGCGGCGGAGGCGAAGCUGGCAUGGAGCAGCCCGCCCGGAGCAGCCCGCGCUGAGCCGAGCGCCCCCGGCCGGCCUCCCCUCUCCCCCCAGCAGCUGGGAUCAAGAUGACGACGCCAAACCCCAUGACUGAUGAUUUCCUGUCUUGGAAAAACGUGUCCACAAAGUCUCAAGAACAUAUUCUUUAUCAAAGUUCUGGAGCUAUUGUGGCAGCCAUUGUUGUCGGUGUGAUAGUGAUAUUCACGGUGGUUCUGCUCCUGUUGAAAAUGUACAAUAGACGCAUGAGGACGCAACGAGAGCUGGAACCCAAGAACGCAAAAGCCACAAUCCCUUCCACAUCGGGACAGAACAGCAGUGGCACGGGCCGCCCUACAACAGUGACAUUCAUCCCUAUGGACAUCCACGUGCAGAACAGGAGAUCAUGAGGCACUGUGGGGCCUGCUAGAAUGACGAACAAGAGGGAAAUUUGGGCCUACAAGCUCUAGAAAGACCUGAAUCAUCAAUGCAGGAGGAGCGUUAGCAACGGUCCAUUUUCUGUGACUGGCUCACUAGGCUUCUUUCUUUUCUUCUACUUUUCAAGAAGAGAGGAGAUUGAGCACCUCAGAACUGCUGAGAGAACACCAGGGUAUGGCACCCAGUCACAAAAGGGGCAGUUUUCUGACUGCAGCUGCUAUGACAAAGGGGUAGCUAACAGUUAUCCCUGCUGUUGGGUCCAGAAAUACUAUUCCGUAGUUUAAUUUUACUUCUGCUUUGGUUCAGUUCAUACAUCUCUCAGAAUGGUAGAUAGGAGCCAUCCCCUGCUGUCUGGGAACGCUAAAGAGCUGAAGAGGGGAGGAGUCCUGUCUGCCCACAUUUGCAGCAGCCCAUUGGUGGCCAUUUUUAUUAUAGAAAACCCAGAGAAGCACCAAGGAAAAAAUGAACAGGUAUUGCAAAUGAUGGUACAAAAAUGCACAUCGUAAUGGAUGGUCGAUAUGAACACAAAACAUUAAAACAUCAUAAAGAAACUCUGGAUAGUUCUGUUACCUUCCUCAGGUGUAGGUAUUAAUGUAUGAACACAGUGGUGUGGCAGGUAUUUUUUGUACCACCAGCUGCAGGUACUUCUUUGUGGAGGGAGAUUCAUUGAGGUUUUAUUGAACUUCAUAUUUUUUUAAAAAUUAGAAUCGUAAGCUUCCUUGAGUGCAACGAAAAGGCAGGGUGUGAAUAUUUUCUUAAAAUAAUUAAAUGUCCAUACUUUCCUUGGCCCUUCUCUUUUGGGUUUUUGUACUAGUGUGUUGAAGACCGGUUCCCCCUGCUAGUUUGUUAUCCCACAUUCUCAGAAAAAAGGCAGGUGCCAUCACGUUCACCCUUCACAGCAGCUGCAGCAAUCUUUGGAAAGCAGAUAGGCAUUGAACCAGGCAACCUUAUGGAGCUUAAGCAGGUUGGAGGAGUGCUUGUCUGCCAUCUUGAGUUCUGUCACAGAAGAGAGGUGGGACAUAAACCAAUCAACCACUUCCACAAGCAGCCACAGUUUUUGCCAGAUCAGGGGAGAUCAGCAGCCACGAGAGCAAAAAUGAACUCUUGAUUUCAAUGGGUAGUCCAUAGCUGCUAGCAAGAACAGUGUAUGGAAACAACAGCUCUUGUUCCUCUCUUUAAUGAGGGGUGAAGUAAUGAUCCUAAGUCUGUCCUCAGUGCCUCUCCUCCACCAAGGGCCAAUUAAUACAUUAAAUGAAAUCCAAGUGU